GGACAGUAGACCGGAAGUAGGCUAUCCCUUUGGCUGCUGUUGACGGAACACAGGCGUGAGAGGAGCCGGAGGCUGGAGACGAUAUAACGGGGAGGCUGAACAUCGGAUUCUCCGCAAUCAAACAAGAGAUGUCUAUAAGGAUGGAAAUGGAUAUAAGUGGAGUGUCCAGGGCGCAUGUCUCCAUUCUUCCUGCAGCUGAGAUCAAAGCUUCAUUGAAACCAGAAGCAGAGAGACCUCGCUGUGCCAGCACCCCAUGCUCACCCAUCAGAGGUACUGUUGCAGGAUACCAGAUCCUCCACAUGGACUCAAACUAUCUAGUAGGAUUCACCACUGGUGAGGAGCUGCUCAAGCUGGCCCACCAGUGGUCAGAAGGCACUCCAGAGAAGGGCUCUGUAGCAGAGGCCAUGACCAGCACCAUCCAGAGCACUGUUCCGAAGUCUGUGGACUUGGGCAUCCACCGGUCUUCACGAAUCUUUAAAGGCAAAAGUCGCUACUACCAACCAUAUGACAUUCCUGCUGCCAGCGGGAGGAGACGGAGGCGUAUGCCCAGCUCAAGCGACACCUUCCUCAGGUCCCUGAACCACUUGGAGCCAGGAAGGAGUCUGCAUGCACCAUUACCACUGUGUCUGCUUAAGGGGAAGAGGGCCCAGUCCAAGUCUCUGGACUACCUCAAUCUGGACAAAAUUAGUAUCAAAGAGUCAUCAGACACUGAGGUGUUACAGUACCAACUGCAGCAUCUCACCCUGCGAGGGGAGCGCAUGUUUACCAGAAACAAGACAUGAAAAUUUGGUGGAAGGCCUUUUUUAUGCGUCUUUCACCCUCUUGGAGAUUUAGGUGCUAUUUCCAGCUUGGUUUCUUUCUACUCAGAUUAGAAACAGAUCUUUAAGAAGACAGUCUGAUAAUCUUGUUAUAUUAUUAACUUGGGGUUUUACCUUGUACUGUACACAUAAUGUUGUGAAGAAAAUCCUUAACUACCCCUCUCAAUGUUAUGAGGGUAUGGUAAAAAAAAAAUGUGAACUGUAGGAAUUUAGCAAUAACUGGUGAACCUAUUUAUUGACAGUGACAUGUGUAUUGGUAUGGAGAUGCACUGAUAUAUCAGUUUACAGCUGAUAAAAGCACACAUACUGUAUCGGCUUUAAAAUGCACCACCGCUAUCAGUCCAAUAAUAGUUUUGCUGCUUAUCUGUGAGGAGUUGUGUUGGUGGAAGUUUUGUCAUAUUAUGGCACUGCUUACAACUGUCACAUUAGAAAGGUAAUACUUUUAUUAUCCUACUACAUGUAAUUUAUUGAUUUAUUGAUACUAUUGCUACAGUCAAUAUUAAUAUGUUUUUCAACCAAACCAUUUACCACAAGAUGGUAAUGGGUAAAAAAGCUUAGUGAUACUUCAUUCAAAGUCUGUUAAUUACAGGAUAGGUAGAGAUGUGUGUGUUAAGUCUGUCUCAGCAGAAUACUCAAAUGCCGUGUGUACCUUCAGAGAGUUAACUGUAUCAUUACCUCUGCCAAUAAUGGUGAUACAAUGAUCCCUCACUAUUUAAAAUCUUUUUGUGGCAUUAUAACCUUUUCUCAAUAGCUAGUGUUAGAGGAGUCAGAAAGAAGGAAAAAGGAUGACAUGCAACAACCGUCCUCCGACUCAAUUUAAACGAAGGACCUCUUGAUUAGAUUCUCAGUUCCUUAUUCCACUUGUCACCUGGACACCCCAAAGGAUCCCUUCCUAUAGUGACUGCGCUGUAAAAGGUGGGAGAGAAUCCAUGUUCCAAUUGAUUAACUGCUGUUUGAGUGACAGCUUCUGAUUUGCCUUCUCUUACAGAUUGUUUGAUGGGGACAAUCACUUCAAUUCCAGAACCUACAGGAUGAACACCCAUCAGUAACUCUAUCAACAUACAUGCACAUUGCAUAUUGUAUUAAGACAGAUUUGAGGGAAAAAAAUCAAAAGUGCAGCAACUUUCAGUCAGCUUGAAUUCAUGUUGGUAUCAGUAGCAACCAGUAUGAAGAGGAUUAAGGCCUCUAAUAAUUAAUAACUGAGAUUUUUCUCAGAUUCAGAUUUCUGAAUUAAAUCUCAGAAUUCUGAAAGAGAAACCAGAGCUCAGAUCCCAUUUUUCUUUUUUAAGUGUCCCUAUAUGGUCGCAGAUAAGAAAACAUUUCAACCACUCCUGCGGUGUCACCUACUUCAGAUGGGGGGUGAAAUAGUUCCCACACAACCCCGAAAGAUAAAAAGAGAUAUCACCUCAGUCUUUUCAUGUUUAUUAGUCAUUGUUGGCAGAUAGGGUUGCAACUAUGUUGGGGUUAGAAAACCACACUGAUGAGCAGUAUAGAGUUGUACGUUUUUACUGAGUGUAUGUUCCCCAUCCACCUGGUAAAGGGUGUGUAGUUUUCUGCACCUGAUUGCACUGUUAGACAUCUACUGCAGACAUCAGUUGAAACAUCAGUACACUAUGAUAUUGUCACCACAAUGGCAUAAUUUAAAUGUUAACACUAAACUCUGGUUGCCUCAUAUAAACACUAUAGUAUUGUACAUAAGCAAAGCCAUGUGAACACUUAAGUUCUAUAAAGAGAAUCUGUACAUCCCUUGAGUUUUUGCACAAUAGUUUGUGCUGCUUUGAUUGAAGGAAAUCAUUUCUUUGUCUCUGAGAUCUUCUGUUUUCUAUUACACUAAAGCAAUAGGAAAAUAUUUUUUCAUUUUCAACACUAGACACCUCUAUGUUGAUUUAUUUUUGUGUGACUGUGGCAUCUUAUAAAUUGUUCAGUUGAAGAAAAUGAAGCAAUCUCAGUAACAUUUCUGCAAACUGUGUUUUAUUUGAUCAUCCCAGUGUUCCCAGGUCACAUCUACUGGGGCGAAUCAGCAUUCAUUUCUGUCUGUCCUGGGAAUUAGCAGAGACAGAGACUGUUUACAGUGAAAUACAGAAGUGUUUCAUGUCUGUGAUAGCUGAAUGCUCUUUAGUGGAGCAACCAUGGGUAAAAAAGGCAUUAUGUCUUGAGGUGAAUAAUAACAUAAUGUCUUUGGUUUUUAGGCAUAUUGGCCUGGCAGACCAACACAUACUUAAUCUAGGUUUUCAUCAGGUUCUGGCAAACACAUAUUCAGUCUGAAUUAUAUCCCAGCCAUGGGUAGCAUUCUGCUAAUAUAUGAGAUCUAAUUGAAAAAGGAUAACUCAGAAAUUUGCUAAAAGUCUAGCAUUGAAACUUGAAUAUACAAUAAAGCAUAUCACAACCAUUCUUCCAUUCCUCAAAAUGAAAUCAAUUAGACUCACUCUCAGUGGAUAGUGUUUCAAUAAAGACGUGUUAACAGGUGAAAAGUAUAGAUAAAUAAGAGACUUGCAAUUAAACUAAAACAGUUAUGUGCUUUUGACUCAAAAGAAGCAAUAAGUAGAUAAACAUAUCCCACUUUCCUGAACAGUCAAAGAAUUAAAGCAACAAUGGAGUCUAUUUAAAAUAAAAGUUGGCAUGUAUAAGGGCUGGAUUAAGCACAUCCAAGUGUACAUACAGCUUGGUUCCUCGAAUCUCUAAAUUAAAAACUGAAAAACAAAAUAGAUUCCAGUAGUACGGUGAAUACUGUCAAAUAGUAAAUACUGCAUUGACACAAUAAUUGUCUCAGAAUGCAUAUUUGUCUUUCCAGUUAGCUCAAAUUGGGCUAAACACACAACCAGCUACCCAGAGGCAUACUGUAAACCUACAGAUGAAACUGCAACAUUGUUUGAGUUAAAAACAAAGUUGCGGCGAUUUCAUAGAAAAUAUUGGCUCACCUCCCUCUUCCUCUCUAUUCUCCUUGAUGUCCCACUUUUCCUCCCUACAGAGCAGUCACCUGAGGCCCCUUGAGGUCAUAUAUAACUACUCUAACCCUAGAGGUGGCUGGUAGUGUGUGUGUUUACCAGACCCUGCUGAAGAACUGGAGUUCUUAAUAUGUGUUGAUAUUUUUCUUCUGGCUGAAUAGAAGACAAAGGGCUGUUUUUCAUGGUUGUAUAAUAUAUUGGAUAUAUUACCCACUGUUUCAAAACAGUGGCUUAGGGUAAUAGUAAAGGAUGUUCAC
Molecule: messenger RNA, 4020 nt
Organism: Acanthopagrus latus (yellowfin seabream)
Lineage: Eukaryota; Metazoa; Chordata; Actinopteri; Spariformes; Sparidae
Gene: macir
Product: macrophage immunometabolism regulator
Exons: 2
Coding region: 129-782 (217 amino acids)
Biological process (GO): negative regulation of cytokine production involved in inflammatory response; negative regulation of fibroblast migration
Source: RefSeq, a predicted model, not a curated record